CAUAUAUACGACCAAUGAGUGCCAUUAAAUUAUUAUUGGACACUCUGUUAAUAGCGCAGAAUUUUAUUGUAAGAUUUACUCGGGAGACAUUUUUGGUCAGCAAAUAUGUCGGAAAACAACUGUGACUUUUCGAAAUAAAGAUUUUAGCUAACUCUUUUUAAAUUUAAACUCUCAUUUUUUGAAAUAAAGGACGGUAUUCCAUAUUCCGUUCUUAUAUUUAAGACUGUCUUAAGCACAAAGUCUUCUAAGAUAAUGCCUUUCUCUUCUUAAGCAUGUCUUCAAAACUAGUCAGAUUUAUAAUCAAAUCUUGAUGGCCUUAUUUGAAUCAAAUAAGAUCAUGGGGUCGAUUCUGUAUCUAAAAUUUAAUGAAAAUACUAAAAGUGAGCAGUUCGAGCGAUUCAGUAACUUUCAUCCUAGUGGAAAUGCGUGCCAUCUCACGGGAGUUUGUUCGGCAAGAAAUUUCUUGUCGAAUGGUGAAAUCCGAGAGAGAGAGAGAGAGAAGUUGAAAAACAGAGCGAGAGAGAAACUAUAGACAGCGUCGUGACGCGUGUGGAGACCACAGAUUCUAUUUAAGGUUAAGUGUCGUACAAAUAAUAAAGCCCGAAAAAGUAACAAAAAUGGAAAUAUUCAUGGCUGUUUUAAUACUUGAGGAAGAGGAUGAUGAAGAGGCUUUGAAACGCAAUCAGAUUAUGAGGGUUACACGAAUGUUACUCAGAGAUACAUUAGAUCCUUUUUCAGUGUCUGAUAGCCAAUUUCGCAAGCUGUACAGACUGACAAAAGAUGCAACUCGUAUGCUUAUUGCACAAUUGGUGGCAUUCAUGCCACAAAUAUCACGGAAAACUGCAAUAUCUCAUGAAUUACAGAUACUAGCAUCAUUAAACUUCUUUGCAUCAGGAUCCUAUCAGAGAAGAACAGGCCAAGAUUUCUUUACGUGUAUGUCUCAAACGUCAUUAAGCCGUUCCCUUCAUGCGACUGUCAAUGCAUUGAAUUGUAUUAUUGACGAUUGGAUUUGUUUUCCAGUAACCGCUGACAGAAUGCAAAGCAUCAAACAAAGAUUUUUCAGAAAUGGCGGUUUUCCAGGAGUUAUUGGAGCAAUUGAUGGAACACACGUUGCUAUUUUUCCACCAGAAAUUGAAAGGGAAUACCUAUUUAUCAAUCGAAAGUUAUAUCAUUCAUUAAAUGUAUUGGUUACUUGUGAUUCCAAGUGCGAAAUUCUUGCCGUAAAUAGUGCCCAUGGUGGCCGAACACACGAUGCCCGAGUGCUCCGAUCAUCGAGAGUAUUUGCUCAUUUAGAGCAAAGGCACAGAGAAGGUGAAAUAAAUUCCUGGCUUAUAGGUGAUUCUGCAUAUCCUCUUCUACCUUUUUUACUGACGCCACAAUUAAAUCAAGUAGAAGGAACUCCAGGCGCAAGGUAUACAGAUCAUCAUGUCCGGACUCGUGUGACUAUAGAGCGAUGUUUCGGCAUUCUAAAAGGUCGCUGGCGUUGCUUACGGAAAGAACGAGCUUUACAUUAUUCUCACAAUUUGCUG
Messenger RNA from Nylanderia fulva, 1529 nucleotides. Lineage: Eukaryota; Metazoa; Arthropoda; Insecta; Hymenoptera; Formicidae. The record is from RefSeq and is a predicted model, not a curated record.